Coniosporium apollinis CBS 100218 is the source of this 1578-nucleotide messenger RNA. RefSeq lists its product as uncharacterized. The record is from RefSeq and is a predicted model, not a curated record. The transcript has 3 exons. Bases 1 to 1578 code for a protein of 525 amino acids. Lineage: Eukaryota; Fungi; Ascomycota; Dothideomycetes.
AUGGACUGCUGGCGUGGAGACAUUUUGUUCUCCGAAUUCCUUUCGGUCAGAGACAUACAUCUGACGACCACACAGCCUUCGACGCUGCUGCAAGAGUACUCCGAGGCGUCUCUCCUAUUUCUAUCUUUGGUAGACACAGCUCGGAUUCCGCUCUACAUAGCAGCAGGACCACCUCUGGAUGUCUGGUCGAACACGCCCGAGACAGAAGCAUGGUUCAGCUCUGCAUUACUCGAGCAGCCACUAGACGCUCCCCAGGACGAGGAUACAAAAGGAGAGCGCCGACCAUGGUGGCAAGAAGCCAGAAUACAGUCUCCUAUUGGAGUUCUGGCGCAGCUCACGUCGCGGACUUCGCGGAACGACCCGGACUCAGCCAGACCGCGCAUCACGGAAAUACUCUUUUACGGCAUAAUCAAUCCUUCGAGUAAUGGGGUCUCACUGGCUUGGCCGCCGGUGUCCUCAACCGGUACAAACGGCACAGAUACCAUAGCGAGUUCGCUAUGCCCGGAAUCCACCCCUCAACUGCGUGUCCAGGCCCUCCCACUCUCGUCCGAUCUCCUCUACAUCAAUCCAACAUCCGCUACGCCUCCGCUCUCACCACGCAAUCCCGUAACAAUGUCCGAUUCCGAAGACGCGCAGUUCCUACCCCCCUUCUUCUCUGUAGCCGCAUCCUCGCCCCUCAAACCGGCCAAGCGCAAGUCCGUCUCCGACGUCUUCGACGAAGCCGCCGAACGCCGCCGAAGAGCCAAACGCCACGGCGGCGAGAGUGUAGCGGCCGCAGCGUCGCGAGCUGAUGGCGCUAUACCGUCAUUGCACCGGCGCUCGCUAUCCUUGAACAAGCAGAACGGCCCCAUUAACACCCUUCCCAUGACGGUUGCAUCGCCGCGCCCACUCUCGCGCUCUCCAAGCAUCUCGCUAGAGCCACGCCCCACCAGCCAGAAAGGGCAAGGCCUGCUAGACGGCCCAUCGAAGCGCUCCUCGCUGUCACGAGUGACGAGUAUCUCGAAUCUCGAAGGCGAGUCGACCAUUGAGACGCGCAACAAAGAAACCAUCUCCAGGCUUGUCAUGGCAGGCAUGCGUAUGCAUGGCCUCCAGCAGCGGAAGAAGCAGGAUAAGUCCGUCGACCAGUUGCCAGAAGACGAAGAGUACAAGCUGGUGUACCACCAGACGUUCAAAGGCGUUGUGUUUGCGUUUCGAAGGCAGAUUGGGACUGUGCAGUUGCAGCUGCAACAGCAUGAGCUCCGUGACACGGUCGAGAAGUUUCUUGGGUUGUUCUGUGAGGAUCCGCUUGCGGUAAUUGGCGGGCGCGGGGGCGAUGCGGAAGCGGUGUGGCCCGCUGCUGCGUCCGGCAGUUGUGCGCUGCUACUGGCCGCAGCAGAGGGACACGUCGACCGGGUCCAGGACUCUAGCAAAGAGCGAUCCAGAGUACAGAAAAUCACCAUCACUGGCCUCCUCAACUGGGUGUAUACCUCACCGGUUGCUUUAUUGGACCUUCCGAGGGAGUGGAAUCGAACUGCCGGCAUGCUUUCCAUUUCCGUUACCGUCUCACUUGACCGGCUCAGAGCGGGCCGCCGCUGCUAG